Caenorhabditis remanei is the source of this 1170-nucleotide messenger RNA. RefSeq lists its product as uncharacterized. NCBI's taxonomy places the organism in Eukaryota, Metazoa, Nematoda, Chromadorea, Rhabditida, Rhabditidae. The transcript is spliced from 9 exons. The record is from RefSeq and is a predicted model, not a curated record. Gene Ontology annotation, molecular function: G protein-coupled olfactory receptor activity; nucleic acid binding. Gene Ontology annotation, biological process: G protein-coupled receptor signaling pathway; olfactory behavior. Bases 1 to 1170 code for a protein of 389 amino acids.
AUGUAUAUGGAUUUGAGGGGAAGUGUCUUCGAGUCUUAUCCAAGAGUGGCGUUCACAUUGGCUGCUUUGCUUUGUGGAUGCUUUGCAGCAACGAUUUAUGCAAUUUCCAUCAAUUUUAUUUAUCGAUUUUUUGCACUAGAAAGAAAAGGCCGUCUCCGCUUCUUCUCAAAUUAUCGACUCAUAUUUUGGGGCUGUAUCCCGAUUACUGUGGCAUUCAUGUUCAUUUUGAAUAAUUGGUACUUUUUUUAUCCCAAUCAAGAAGUCACCGAGUAUUCAAGAAACAACUUGAAAAAACUUUUCGAUUUGGAUGCGGAUAGAAUGACCUAUGUCUCUUGCGUGUACUGGAGAACUGACUCAAGUGGAAACCUGUAUUUAAGUGUGAGAGACUUGAUAGGUUCCCUUGAUUUGAAUGGAUUAAUUACAAUUGCACUUCUCAUCAUAAUUUAUUUCGGAACAAAAAGCUAUUGGAAAAUUAAGGAAUUGAUAUCUCAAGGGCAGAGUGAGUAUUCGAAGAGACUUCAAAUGCAACUCUACAAAGCACUGGUUGCUCAGACUCUAAUCCCUAUGGUAUUCCUCUUCAUACCCGUUGGAUCCCUAAUCUACUGUCCACUAAUUGGUAUCAACGUGGAAUGGAAUAGCCUCCUCGUCACGUUUCUUUACUCCUUCUACCCCGCAGUUGACCCAAUUCCCAUUAUAAUUCUUGUCGAUGACUAUCGAAACGCAUUUUGCAGUGAGUAUACUCUGAUUCACUUUGUAACUUUUUAUAGCAUGCCGGAAUCGAAGACUGCUGUCGUUCGUGUUAUCGGGUUUGCUAACCCGCUCCGGCAGUUCCAAUACUCGAUGCAUUGGGGAAUUGACCAUAUCAAUAAUUACAAAACCGCAAUAUCCGGAUAUGAAGACGUUCAUCAUGUUGAACUGCACGCAGCACGUCAGGCUGUUAAGAUGGCCAAAAAGCAGAAGCUUACCAGAAUUAUCAUUCGAACCGGAUCUCGUUUCGUAUGGGACCUGAUCAAAAACUCGGCAAAUUUUGCGAACGCUCCACCAGAAGUUCUCCAUUUAGUUCAAGCAAUUCAUGAUAACAGAAAACACAUUCUUAUCAAAGUUGAACUGGUCGAUGGCCACCCGGAAAACGAAACUGUCGGAGGAGAAAUGAAUAAAGAAAACAUUUGA